This is a messenger RNA of Strongylocentrotus purpuratus (purple sea urchin), 1485 nucleotides long. RefSeq names its product ankyrin-3-like. Gene Ontology annotation, molecular function: protein binding. Bases 1 to 1485 code for a protein of 494 amino acids. The record is from RefSeq and is a predicted model, not a curated record. Lineage: Eukaryota; Metazoa; Echinodermata; Echinoidea; Camarodonta; Strongylocentrotidae. The transcript has 11 exons.
AUGUGUAAUACAAUCUUACAGGUGAUUGAACGUUUGCUGGGUUAUCGCAUGAACGCGAAUCUCGUGAAGAAGAACGGCAUGGGCCCCCUUCACAUCGCAGCCACCAACGGAUCUACUGCUGUAGCUUUAUAUUUGAUUCAGAACGGGGCCGACAUUGACAUGAAGGACGAUGAAGGCAUGACACCUCUUCAUAGAGCCACCUUAUACAACCAAGUCGAGACCAUCGCCUUGCUAAUUCAUGAAGGGUGUUUGAUCAACGAGAUCGACAACAGUGGUUUUACGCCCCUUCUCUGCGCUGCUUGGAAGGGCCAUACUCCGGCCGGUGAGCUGUUACUAACCCGAGGAGCUGACAUGUUUGUCUCCGACAUACACCACAAGUCUCCGUUACACUGGGCAGCAGAGAUGGACCAUCUGAGUUUCGUAGAGUUCCUGCUGAAAAACGGCGGCUACAGUUUGUUAGAAAUUCGAGAUAUUUAUGAGCAGACGGUUUUGCAUUACGCGGCAGAGGCAGGAAAUGUUGAGAUGAUCAAAAAGAUGAUCCAAUACGAGGUCAAAGGUGAAGUGAAGGAUGUGUCAGAGAAGACCCCAGUCCAUGUCGCAGCUCAAGCUGGUUAUGUAACAUGUGUCGAGGAGCUUCUCCGCCAGACCCCAUUGCUCCUGAAUGAUGAAGACCAGGAUGGGAUGACACCGUUACUCACAGCCUGUUACCAUGGCCACCGUGAUCUCGUCAAGACUCUCCUCAAGAUCGGAGCAGACAUCACGAGUGUCAAUGACUUCCACCGGUCGGCGUUGAUGCUGGCAGCAAUGAAUAACCACGUGGAAACAAUGAGCAUCCUCAUUGAAAACAACUGCGAUAUCCACGCCUUAGACAAGAAUAAGAACUCGGCCCUUCAUCUGUGCAUUGAUGCGGGGCACAUCGGACCAGCCAACCUGUUGAUCCGUGCCGGAGCCGACCAGUCUGCCUCAAACAACGAAGGGUUCACUCCUCUAGAGCUAGCCAUUGACGGUGACCACGGCGAGAUAGCCGCAGCUAUCAUCAAGAGCAAAGACUGGAGAAUUGCCAUGCAGAGUAAGGAUGACUUUAUGAUCUCGCCCAUGAAGGCCCUCAUCGAAAAGCUCCCCGACGUCGCCCUCCUCGUCAUGGACCGAUGCGUUCACAAGACAUACACAGAUCAACAUACUACAUCCUAUGACGUGAAGUAUGAAUAUCAAUACAUUGACCCCGGGCCAGACGAUGAAUCGACAAGAGCGAACGGAUAUCGAUACUUCGCCGUCAGGACAAUGUGUCAGUACGGACGCGAAAGACUUCUAGCCCAUGAAUUGUCACAAAGCGCCCUGAAAAGAAAAUGGAAUCGCUUCGCGCGGGUCUUUUUCUACAUCGAUCUGUUGUUCUACGUGGCCUUUUUGGCAAGCAUUACUGCAUACAUCAGCGUAGCCGUUGUGCCGCCCCAGCGGCUUAUUGGAACGACGUCGACGCUAAACUAA